GCUCAAUAUGCUGCCCCUGCCGGCGCUCAGCACAGUCGCCUCCUGGAGCUUGGGCGGGACGCGUCUGUGCGCUCGGGGGCUGAGAGCCAUCGCCCGCAGCUACGGCGGAGGAGCCACCAUGCAGAAGGGCCUUGUUCUAGGGGUGUACGCAAAAGAAGAAAACGAAACUGAAGCCUUUCAGUUUACAAAUGCAGGAGACAGUUUCGAUAAACUGGUGUCUGGGAAGCUGAGAGACCUCUUAGCUAUCUCCGGGCCGCCUUUGAAAACGGGCAAAACUCGCACAUUUCAUGGCUUGCACCAGGACUUUCCCAGCGUUGUCGUAGUUGGCCUGGGUAAAAGGGCGGCUGGAAUAAAUGACCAAGAAAACUGGAAUGAAAGCAAAGAAAAUAUUCGAACAGCUGUUGCAGCCGGCUGCAGGCAAGUUCAGGACCUGGAAAUCCCUUCUGUGGAAGUGGAUCCUUGCGGAGACGCUCAGGCUGCUGCAGAGGGAGCCGUCCUUGGUCUCUACGAAUAUGAUGAGCUGAAGCAGAAAAAGAAAACCGUCGUUUCGGCUCAGCUCUACGGAAGUGAUGAAAGCCAAGCCUGGCAGAAAGGAGUUCUGUUUGCCAAUGGGCAAAACUUGGCUCGGCAUUUGAUGGAGGCCCCAGCUAAUGAAAUGACUCCAACCAAAUUCGCAGAAACCGUUGAGAAGAAGCUGAAGAGCGUCAGCAGUAACACAAAGGUCUACAUAAGACCCAAGUCAUGGAUCGAGGAGCAGGGGAUGGGAGCAUUCUUAAGUGUGGCUAAAGGCUCUGACGAGCCUCCGGUCUUCUUGGAAAUUCACUAUACAGGCAGUUCCGAUGCAAGUGAACCUCCUUUGGUGUUUGUCGGGAAAGGAAUUACUUUCGAUAGUGGCGGCAUCUCAAUCAAGGCUUCUGCGGGCAUGGAUGCCAUGAGAGCUGACAUGGGAGGGGCAGCGACGAUAUGCUCGGCCAUUGUGACAGCAGCAGCUCUGAAAUUGCCUCUCAAUCUUGUUGGCUUGGCAGCACUUUGUGAAAACAUGCCCAGUGGUAAGGCCAACAAACCGGGAGACGUCGUUAGAGCAAAGAAUGGAAAAACAAUUCAGGUUGAUAACACCGAUGCCGAGGGAAGAUUGGUAUUAGCUGAUGCACUCUGUUAUGCACACACCUUCAAUCCAAAGGCCAUUUUAGAUGCCGCAACACUAACAGGUGCCAUGGAUAUGGCCUUGGGAUCAAGUGCCACUGGAGUUUUCACCAAUUCUACCCAAUUAUGGAAUCAGCUAUUUGAGGCCAGCAUUGAUACUGGAGACCGUGUCUGGAGGAUGCCUCUCUACGAACAUUAUUCCAAACAGGUUGUCGAUUGUCAACUUGCAGAUGUUAAUAACCUUGGGAAGUAUAGGUCUGGAGGUGCUUGCACCGCAGCCGCCUUCCUGAAAGAAUUUGUGACCCACUCUGCCUGGGCUCAUUUAGAUAUAGCAGGUGUGAUGGCCAAUAAGGAUGAGGUGCCUUAUCUCCGGAAAGGAAUGGCGGGGAGACCUACAAGGACACUAGUCGAGUUCCUGAUUCGGUUGAGUCAAGAAAAGCAAGGUGUUUAAGUGCUAAUCCGGGCAUCUUGCAGCCUGCCUUAAAUUGGGCAGAGCGUGUUGUAGAGAAACUUAAUGAUGGCUGUGAUUGUAAUUGAGCAGAAUGAACAAGUCCUGAAGUAUUUUGUCUGAUUACACAGAUUUGGUGAUGAUGGGCAAAGCUGAUCUAUUGCUUGACCGCUGCUAUUUAAGUAUUUUUGUAAGUGAUUAUCGAUCAAGACUAGUUAACAUUCAAUCUCCGAUAGUUGCUGGGCUCGUGAACAAAUGGAAAUCUACACUUUUUAAAGUUGAGAUGAGCCAACUGGAUAUUACUAUGCAAUGGUCCUUUACAAUAAAUCAUCUUUUCUGCUACCUGGA
Tachyglossus aculeatus (Australian echidna) is the source of this 1939-nucleotide messenger RNA. RefSeq names its product leucine aminopeptidase 3 (gene LAP3). The transcript is spliced from 13 exons. Gene Ontology annotation, cellular component: cytoplasm. Gene Ontology annotation, biological process: proteolysis. NCBI's taxonomy places the organism in Eukaryota, Metazoa, Chordata, Mammalia, Monotremata, Tachyglossidae. Gene Ontology annotation, molecular function: manganese ion binding; metalloaminopeptidase activity. Bases 8 to 1594 code for a protein of 528 amino acids. The record is from RefSeq and is a predicted model, not a curated record.